Molecule: messenger RNA, 29864 nt
Organism: Podarcis lilfordi (Lilford's wall lizard)
Lineage: Eukaryota; Metazoa; Chordata; Lepidosauria; Squamata; Lacertidae
Source: the annotation of a GenBank genome assembly
GCCGGCGGAAGGUUCGCCUCGUGAGCUCUGGGGCGGGGCGGAGUUUGGGGUCGUGGGCAAAAAUCACCUCAUGGUGUUUUGGGUGCUUCGUGUACCCACGAAAGGGGGCGGCCGGUGGGGGCUGCUGGUGGUGGUGCUGUAUAGCUUCUUCCCCCUACCACCACCCUAUUUUUGUGAGGAGGGGCAGCCCAUUUUGGGGGAGGGGGUAAAAUAGCCCAAUUUAGGGAAGGGGAUAAUUUGUGGGCGCCCCUUUUGGGUUGGGGUGCUGGUGAGGAGAAUAAAUAUUAACUCCUUUGGGUGGCAUGGAAAAGAAGCUAAACUGAGGGGGGUAGGUAAAUUUUGAGAUAAUUUGUAGAUAUAUGUCUCUCUUUUUCUUUUUUGGAAGGGGGGUGGGAAUUUGGGAAUCAGAAAUAUUGUCUUACGCCCUCUGGACGUUUGGUGUCCAAAGUGUUGGUGGUGGUGUUUUUACUGUGUUUUUAAUAUUCAGUCAGGAGCCACCCAGAGUGGCUGGGGCAACCCAGUUAGAUGGGUGGCAUAUACUAAAAUUAUUGUUAUCAUCAUCAUCUCAAGAAGACAAGUAUAAUCAUCAUUGUUUUCAUAGAAUUGUAGUUUUGGAAGGGGCUGCUCUUAGCAGUCACAGAUAGUAUGGACUGCUUUUCUAUUUCACCCUCCAGAGGGCUCGGGACACCCGUAUUUAUUUACGUGGCACAUAGUUAAAACUAGGGAGCUCUCCCACAGAAGGUAGUGAUAGCCACCAACUUGGUUGGCUUUACAACAGGAUGAGACCAAUUCAUGGCAGCUCUCCAUGGCUAGUGGCCAUGAUGACUAUGCUCUGCCUCCACAGCUGGAGAUAGCAAUGCUUCUGAACACCAGUCGCUAGAAACCAGGGGAGAGGAGAGUGCUCUUGUGCUUGGGUCCAGCUUGUAGCCUUCCCAGAGACAUCUGGCUGGCCACUUUGAGAACUGGAUUCUGGGCUAGAUUGGCGGUUGCCCUGAUCCAGCAGGCUCAUCUUCCAUUCCUAUACAUAUCCUCAUUUACCCUCACAAGAACCUUGGGAAGUCAGUCUGACUGAAAGAUAGUGAUUUGACCAAAGUCAUUUUGCAAGCUUUGUGGAUGAGUGAGGUUUUGAAUCCUUUGUCUGAAUCUGGAACACUUGUCUAGGUGCUUCACAACUUUAAACACGUAUGUGCCCAGCAUCUUGGGCAGGAAGAUGGCAAAAAUUCCACACGAAACCUCAAUUCUGUUAAUACUUUUUGUCUCCUGAUAGAUCUUCUGUAUCCUCCAUGCUGCUCAUUUCUAGUGAAGAUGAAGCGCUUGGUGUGGAAUACAGGUCCCUUCGGAUUACGGGGAAUACAGAGAUGGUCCUCGGGUUCUUCUGCCAGCCGCCUGGUUCAGGAGGAGAUGGCACAAGAUACUGGUUCUGUCCCCAAACAGCAACGCAUCAAUCCACUUGGCAUCCAGAUGCUUUCUAAGCAUCUUCAUGAGCAGAUUUUCCGGGGUGCCCAGAUUGAAUAUUCAGAGGAAGACAUCCAGAAGAGUGUGGCACACUUGCAGAAGCAUGACUUGUGGGGCAAAGAGACAACUACUCUUCCUGAUGUGGAAUUGCAGCUGCCCCAGUUGUAUGGGGCCAACAUCGAUGAACACUUCCGCAUCUUGGCACAGAAGCAGAGCCUCCCAUAUCUGGAAGCUGCUAAGGAACUUCUUCAGUUUGGGAUCCCACCAGUGCCCCAGGAGUGGGCUUGGAAAGCUGGGUGGACACGAUACGGACCCAGUGGGGAGAAGACAGCUGUUGAUUUCCCUGAUGAGCGGGCCUUGGUGUUUGAUGUGGAAGUGUGCAUGAAUGCAGGCCAGUGCCCUACACUUGCAGUAGCUGUUUCCUCAAAUGCCUGGUAAGAUGCCGACAGCUCUGGUAGAAGGGUGAAAGUUUUUGUUCCUACAAACUUUGUAUAAAAGUAGAACCUAUUAGGCAUCAACAACAUGACCUAGUCAGUGUCCCGCUACUUCUGUCCCCAGUGUCCCAAAUACUUUUUUCAUUGUUCAUUGGUUUAUUCCUAUAUACCACUUUUUAAAAAAAUGAUAUUUAUUAAGAAUUUUAAGGUUACAAAGAAAUAAAAAGGAAAAACCAAGGGGGAAAAAAGGAAAGAAAAAAGUAGAUAAAAGUAACAAUUAAACAAUACAAAUCAAUAAAAACCAAAGUCAAAAAGAAAAAACAAAACACACAAUACAUCAAAAGCAAAAAGCAAAAAUAAUCAAAAAUUUAAACACAAAUCCAAUAUUCCCAGAUCCUUAACUGUCAUUACCUUAUUUCAUCGACCUCAUCGCACCUCCCUUUUUUUGUAUUCUAGUUAUUAAUUAUCUCAGCAAAUCCUUUCCAUCUUUCACAAUAUUCUGUCAUUAAAUUACCUUAAUCUAUUUUAACCUUAUCUUACCAUAAAAAGUCCUAAAACUUAAAACUUAAAUCUUAUUUAUACCAAAUUCUCUUAACCAUUACAUAUUCUUACAUAAUUCUUUUUAACAUUUCUGCUAAAGCCCAAUAAUUUCAUUCCAACAUUUUUCUAAUACUCAUUAAUUUUACAGUACUUUUCUAAAUGAAUUUUUAAAACUUUCUUCCAAUCUUCAUCCAUCGUCUCUUCUUCCUGGUCUCGGGUUUUGUCAGUCCUUUCUAUCCCAUCCAUCUAGUCCAUCAACCUGGUGACCUUAUGUCCGAGGCUCUUAAGUCUCUUCCAUGUCCCUUCCGCAGGUCUUCUUCAUAUUUAUACCUGUACUUUACUUUGUCUUCUGCUCCUUUCACUCGGGGAGACUCCAGCUUGACAAUAUUUUUGUCCCUUCUCGACAAGUCAGCCCCUUUUCCAUAGUCAACACCGAAAUCCACGUGGUAUUUGAAGGCAUGUUUCAAGGCCCCUCCAAAAUUAAGGGCCCCCACAACUCCGAGCUCCCCCCAGCCCAAAGCCAGACUUGAAAAAUCAAAACAUCCAUGCAUAGGGGGGUCCAUCCAGCCCCCCAUCUCCAGGCUAAACAGAACUCCAUCUCUCCAAAUCUGACUUUUUCCAGGUUCAUUCGUCAAAUCCAACAACUCAUGUUCCUGCUGGGCCACAGCUCCCUCCAUCUCUGCCACCCGGGAUCCAGCAACAGCCUCCUCCUUCAUCUCAUCUGUCAAAGCACAUUCCUGGAUUAAUUCCUCAGUGGGUUCUAUAUAGGUACCCACUGUCUGUCCAAAAUUUCCGAUCGCAACAGUCAUCAAAUCCAUCUUCUCAUGUAACUGUUCCAAUAAAGCACUUGUCUUGCAAAAGGCAAGCACCAGAGCCUCCGAGUACAUUCUUCUUCAAGGUCGAAGUCUGGUCCCACAAUCUUAAUCUAUUACAGCUGCAAAGCUCCCCAGUUCGGUUUUAAUAACAGUUUCACAAGCUCCCUCUAGGGGAAACAAUUUCUUUUUGUAUCCAUCCUUUUUUUUUUUUUAAAGCAGAUCUAGCAACAAAGUUUUCCUUUUUCAGAUAUUUUGUCAAUAUUUUAUUCCUUUUAAAUGUGAAGGGGAACAAUGGAAUCAAUAUAUUUCUCUUCUUUUAACUAACUGUCAAAAACGUUUGUCCAAAGUCAAUGAACUUCCCCAGAACGUCUGUCCUGACACCCCGCUCCCAGGUUCAAGACGGUGGAAAAUUGCCUUUCUUUACUCUAUCUUCUGCAGGUUUAAACAGUCUAAAAAAGGUUCCCCCCUCUUCUCCUGCUUCCAAGGGGGGUUCAGUAAUUUUAAAUGAUGAAAUUUUGGUCCUUUACAGACGACUUUCUAAACUCUAGCUUGCCGUGUCUUUGCUUCAAUCUAUCUACAAAAAGCGGAAGGCGGACUUCCUGUUUAGACCUUCCCGCUUUUGGUGCCUAAUUAAGAAAUUUUCACAGUCCAAUUUUCCAUUCUACUCACGGGCAGUUGUUUGAAAUUCAGUUGUCCACAGGAAAAAGUCAGCGCUCUCCGGCAACAGCAAUGCGGCUUCACUCCGUGAAAGAAGCAGUCGAUUCAAAGCACCGCGCCACUCACCCCACGUCGCUCCGGAUCCCCAAAACAGGGUUUCCCCACGAGUGGAGGGAGCGCAAAGGUGCCAGCCGAAUCCCACGUCCACAGGCUUCUCCCGCCUGUGGUUUUUGAUGGGUCUCCGCCUCGCCGUGGCGGUUCAGACCCUGUUUUCCACGGAGCGGAUUCCUCCCGAUCGGAGGAAAUCCGCCAUUGCCAGAGGCGCCAACCCGGAAGUCCCUAUAUACCACUUUUUGGCCAAAGGCCCCUGAUCAAUCAGCAUCUCACAUCUAUUAGACCACUUCCUGUUCUUAUUCAGUUCUAGGUCUCAUACCAUAGGGCAAGGCUGGAGAGCCUCAGUUCCAUGCAGCCCUCUAGGUCUCUUUCUGGCCCUUGAAGGCUACACCGCUCCCUGGCCCUGCUUCAUAUCCCCCCCCUUUUUUUUUGAAUGAUUGAAAUGUGUCCUUGCACUUUGAUAAUGUUUCUUGCUUUCCUGUAAUUAGCUUAUGGUACAUAAGUACAAUUUGUAUUUGUUGCUCUGCCAGUGUUUGCCUUUGGUCCCACCCACCACUGGCACGUGGCCCUCAGAAGUUUGUCCAGAGAGAAAUGUGGCCCUUGGGCUGAAACCCCCCUCCCGCUUAUACAUGAUGCUGCUAUCUUUUCUUCUGGGGUUCUGUUGUUGAAAGAGCGCCAGAAGAGAAUAAAUGUUUCCACCUAGAGUUUCCUGGGCUUCUGUAAAAGAGCAAGAACAAGAAACUGUGCUUAUGAAGAGACAAUUAGUGUUGUAUUGGGGGAGGGGGUUGUGUGACCUUCCAUUAUAUAUUUGGAGGAAGCCCUCUUUGUGAGGGAAGCCCUCACAAAAUUCCUAACCAGAUGUGUGGGUUGUGCACAGAAGCUGUGGGACGGUCAGAAAAGUGUUAAAUUAGAACACGAACUCCCACCUCCUAAACUUGUUCAAAGCAAAGUGAGAAUUGAAAAAGAGGCUGUAUUUUCCUUGUUUCCUUAAACUUCUAAAGAACUUCAUCUUAUGAAUCCUAGUUUAGCUAUCCCUUCAGCACACAUAUCCAAUAUGUGGCCCAUGUUAAAUUAAAAUUUUAAAAUAAAAUAAAUAAAUGCUGGUGGUGGUGAUUCAAAGUGUUUUCACCCUGCUCUUCAGUUGGAAAAGCCCACAAAGCAACUUAAAAAUUAAUAAAAUAACACAUUAUUUGCCCCUAUGAUUACAAAGACGUAGCAUGAAAGCAAAAAAGGAUUUUGGGAGGGAAGAGCCAAACAAGAGGCACCAAAUUCUUGAUGUUAGGUUCUUAAUAUGACCAUGUCCUUGUCUUCCCUGGCAGUGUGAUAGCUGCUGGGAACUUGAUCUAUUUGGACACUGCUCUACAUGGUUAGUCAUCUGUGUGAAUGUGCCCAUUUGGUUUGGACAAGCUUUACACACAGCAGGGGACUCUCCCCUAAAGCACAGGUGUUAAAAUCAAAGUUGUUUUAAAAGGUAGGUGCUCCUGUAGUGUGAUCUUACGUGUGCUGGCUCCUGAGCAUCUCCCACUAAGUUCAACAAGAUUCAUUCUGUAGUAAAUCUUCUUAGGAUUGUAACAUUUUUUUUUUCCAAAAAUGAAAUUGAUAUGGAUGUUAAAAUGAGUGCAAUGCUGCAGCGUUCUUUCUGAAAUUACUAAAUUUUCAGAUCUAGAAAGAAAUGAAGGUGGGUUCAGGUGUUCUAUCGUGCCCUGGAAAGAGUGCUUUAGUUCAUACAGCUGGUUGUGUUUGCUCCCCAGGUACUCAUGGUGUAGCAAGCGACUGUUAGAGGAACGGUACACCUGGUCCAGCCAGUUGACUCUGUCAGAUCUCAUCCCUCUGGAAACGAGCAGCAGCCUUGCCAAGCAGGAUUGGCAAGAGAGGCUGGUAGUGGGUCACAAUGUCUCUUUUGACCGUGCACACAUCAAAGAACAGUACCUGAUUCAGGUAAGUCAUCUUUGUCUUCCAAUCUUUUCUUGUAUGCAAGCUGUUAUUGGUGGCUGAAGGCUAGAUGUUUGUGGUAACAUGUAUCAGUUCAGUUGCUAUCAUAGCCAUGAGCCAUAACUUAGAAAAUUGCACAACAAACAAGAUACAAAUAAAUACUUGUAGAAAUGAAGUUUAGCAGAUCAAAUAGCAGAUCUGUAUUGAAGCAAAAUUUUCCCCGCAGCAGAUAGCUAGGUGUUUAUUUUAUUACAAAGUCCUUGUGAAUCUUUGAUGCUGCAGUUGCAAACAAAGCAGCUGUCCUUGUUGGUUGUUUGUCCAAUGAUAGAGCUACGUGUUAUGCUAUUGCCUUGUAUUUUUAAAACCCAGCCAUUGCUUCUCUGCAAACUGCUGUCAGGAGGGUACUAUUUGCAAGGGGAAAUCCAUACAUGAGGAGGAGGGGUGAUUUUUUUAAAAAAAUAAUUUUUAUUAACAGGCCAAUCAAAUCACAUUAAUUCCAAAUCACAUUAGUUCCUAAUUAUACAGCCAAAUUUUUAAAAUUUUGUUGGGGAUACCCAUACUUCGAGCUCCGAAAGGGAUCCAAACAUCACUCUUGCUGCUGCUUUAAUUACACAGUUCUGUCCAGAUAGUCUCUUUGUUAUUUUCCUCAUCAUCUUGUUGUUAUCAUAUAUUCCUUUCUUUGUGAUCUCUGAUAAUCUUCACAAGCGGGUUGAAAACAAACAUAUCCUGUGUGGAUUUUACUCUCUCCAAGAGCCAUAUCACAUAAAGGACAGACGCCAUUUCCACACCUCAGUACAGAACAUUCCCACAGUCUGUCCGUUGAUUUCCACAGGCCUGCCAGUCUGUCAUCAAUUUUCUCAGGGGGCCCUGCCAGGUCGAAUUCACAUUCCGAUAACCAUACAUUCAGAUUCCGAUGACCAUGGUCCGAGGAGGAGGGGUGAUUAAUGCUUCAUUCACCUGCCGCUUUUCUCUCCAGCAAGGUUUCAAGCUCCUCUUUGGAUCAGAUGUAUGAGUCUGGAAUCCUAGCUGGAGAAAAAGUGGUUGUGAGAAGGAGCUGCAGGUGGAAAGAGGCAGAAGAGGGAAGGGUUAAGCACCACCCUUCCCCUCUGCUCCCCACUCUGAUGCUGUUUUGCAGGUGAGAAGCUGCAGUCAGAAUUUCAAAUCCUCAGGGUGGAGAUAGAAUGUAUAGUUUGGGUACGAGCCGUUUGGCUAGAAUUUCACCUGACAGCAGGGUAGUUAAAUUGUGAACUCUGAAUUUGAAUCUUGGCAUCACACCCUGCCUGUGAUCCCUUCCUGAGGUAUCUAUAUGGCUUCUGUUGGUAAGACCUGAUGCUGAACUUGACCCACAGUUGACCUGCUCCUGAACAUACAUCAUAGCAAGUUCUAUGUAAUACUCUUUUAUCCUCCAGGCUGCCUCACUAUUGUUGUUGCUUACUGGAUUUCCUACUUGCACUUCACCAUGAGGUCCCAAGGCAGGCUAUAACAAUAUAAAAAUAUACCUGUAACUUUAAAACUAGUUAAAAUAAUUUACAAUAGGAAGAAGAGGGUUGGCCUUCAUAGCAUAUAUCCUAGAUGUCGUAGGAUAAACCUAAAGAGGUGUCUUUAGCAUAUAACAAGGGCUAUACCAUGUUAUUUUUUGGCUUGCCAUGUAUGACUCUUGCAGUGUUUGUGACAUUAAAACAAAUAUUUCAGGGCUCCCAGAUGCGUUUCCUGGACACCAUGAGUAUGCACAUGGCCAUCUCCGGGCUAACAGGAUUCCAACGCAGCCUUUGGAUGGCAGCAAAACAUGGCAAGAGAAAAGGGCAGCAACAGGUGCAGCAGCAUAUCAAGAAAACACGGAGUAAAACUGAUGGCCCUGAGGUGAGUUGGAAAGGCACAGAGGAGUUGCAUGCUAAUCCCUCCUUUUAUUCACAAGGCCGCCCCAAUUUAUAUCUAUAGGGCUUGCAAAGCGGCAGCACUAGAUAAGAUUGUAAUGUACUCCAGCGUAUAUUGAACUGGAGAUGUUUUUUCCCCCCCAAAGAGCAGAAGGCAGUUUGGAAGAAGGAUUACUGCUUGUGGCUGGAUGCUAGCUCCUCUUUGGUCUCCGGUAAACAGAUUUUUAGGAUUUUAUAUUGUUUUGCAAACUAACAAAUCCCAUUUGUCUAGAGGUGACAGUGAAACAAAGAUAAAUGUGUAUGUACACAUUGAGAAGUAAAACUCCUUUCAAACCCAGUUUUAGUUUUUUUAAACUAUUUUUUUGUUUUGGGUGUCAGUCCUUUCUGGCUCUGCAUUCAGCAACCUUGAUCAAAUCAUACUUAUAUAUAACAUGGGAAUGAGAAUGUCUGGCCUUGUUGGAUUGUUGUGAGAAUGUAAUGAUGGUUGGAAAGCACUUUGCAGAACUAAAGUGCUAUCUGUAUUUCAUAUAUACAUCACACUUGAAUAACAGGUUUUUAAUAUUCUGUCCUAUGAGAGGAGUGGAGAAAGAGGUAGAUAGAGAUGUCAUUUUUAUACCUGAGGUUACAUUAGCUGGGACUGAACACUUUAUUUCUCUCUUCCAAAAUAACUAAUUGCCCUCCUUUCCUCAUAAUUGCAUGUCUUAAUGUGUACAAUUUUGUCUCUUACUAAAGUUGCAAAAUGCAGUUCCACCACCAUGGGGUUUUUAGUAGAAGACUGACAGAGAUCACCAUAGACAGUUGGGAGAAUUUUUUUUGGCAAAAGCAUUCUGAAUUGGUAGUAGAGGGGAGAAGUGCAGAACCAGCAUGGAGGAGAUUGGCAACAUCCUAGAUGUGAGAAAAGUUUUGUUAAGUAAUAUGGACUUCUGUUGCCUCUUGCAUUGUCAUUGUUUCAUAGGCAAUCCUCCGAUAAAGGCCUUCCAAACUAUAGCUAUAUUUCUGUAUGGAUGCCACAGUAAGUCUGAUCUACAGAUACAUCAGAAUGAGGUGGUGGAGGGCUGAGAUGGUAUAAUAGAUGGCUUUACUUUAGACAGAGUGAUCAUAUUUUUAAAUAGUCACAUAUAUUUUUAAUAAAUACAUAAAUAGAAAACAGACAUGGUUAACAAAGUACUAGGAUAGAACCUUUCUCGCUACUGUGCUAUUUUUCUCUUGGCAGGAAGGAUUUUUUCUUAUGUACAGUAGAGGAUCAUUCAAAACUGGAAUUACCAUAUUUUUUGCUCUAUAAGACUCACUUUUUCCCUCCUAAAAAGUAAGGGAAAUGUGUGUGCGUCUUAUGGAGCGAAUGCAGGCUGCGCAGCUAUCCCAGAAGCCAGAACAGCAAGAGGGAUUGCUGCUUUCACUGCGCAGCGAUCCCUCUUGCUGUUCUGGCUUCUGAGAUUCAGAAUUUUUUCUUUCUUUUCCUCCUCCAAAAACUAGGUGCGUCUUGUGGUCUGGUGCGUCUUAUAGAGCGAAAAAUGCAGUAUUUGUCUGCAGUAAUGCAGUUCAAGAUUCCAUCUCAACUUUCUGCCACCUCAUUCACAUGUGUAGACAAGGUCUCAUAGGACUUGCCAUUCUUGUAAAGAUCCUGGACCGUGUAGAUGUUCUGUUUCAUUCUGAGGGUUAGAACUAAUCAUAAUGGAAGUCUUGUUUCUAUAGAUUGAGGACCCAAUCUGAUGGUUUCUUAAAUGUUUUUAAAUGCUUUCCAUCCAAAAGUAGGCAUUUUGGGGGUUUGUGGACUAGUUAGCCAUUACUCUGCUGCCUUACUACCUUGCAGGUUGCCUCCUGGGACUGGGUGAACAUUAGUAGCAUCAACAAUCUAGUAGAUGUGCAUGCCUUAUAUGUUGGAGGCCAGCCACUGGAGAAAGAAGCCCGGGAACUCUUUGUCAAAGGGAGCAUGAAUGACAUCAGGAAUAACUUCCAGGUAGGGAGAUAAUCUAUGGGAUGGUACUUUUUAAGGGAAGGAAUCAGGAGACCACUGCUCAGUUGUAGAGCAUAUUCUUUGCAUGUAGAAUGUUCCAUGUUUAAAGUCUGGCAUCUAUAGUGUGAAGGAAAGGGUCUUGGUAUACCUGGGAAAGAUGUAUGAUUUCAGUCUGGAGCGCUUUUGCCAGUCAGAGGAGAAUACUAGGAUAGACUGACCAAUGGUGUGACUUAGUAAUAUGUGGCUUUUGAUACAGGUGUACAUAAUUUAUUCUCCCAUUCCCUCUAUUCUCUCUGUCUCCCUUCCAAGGACCUGAUGAGAUAUUGUGCCCUUGAUGUCCAGGCUACUUAUGAAGUAUUCCAGGAGCAGCUUCCUCUCUUCUUGGAAAGGUGAGUAUUUGUGGUGGGAGGUUCUGAAAUGUGGAAUUCUUUUUUAUGGUCUGUCCAUUUAUGAGAUAGCUUGCUCUGGGUUAGCCAAUAGUGUUAGGUUGCCUUUGUAUGUCAGAAGCAUCUUAGGGACAAGAUGGUGUUAGAUUAUCAAUAAACCACUUUACACUUUAUCUUGCUAGGGAUUCUGGUCUCACCUUUCUUUAGAUACAGAUAAAACUUGCAAGGUUCAGCGUGGUGGUAAAGUAUCAGUACAAAUCAACCAGUGUUACAAUUUUGCGAGAAAGAAACAAGAAGCAGUAUCUCCCCAAGCAUCUUAACUCUUCAGAAGUGGUACAAGUGCAUAUACAAAAUUUCUCAGUGAAAGAAACACAGAUAAUAGUUAACCAGAAUUUACAAUGCACGUUGGAAAACUGAGCCAAAUAAUUCUGUGAGUUACAUCAAACAAUGUACAGUGGUACCUCAGGUUAAGAAUUUAAUUUGUUCUGGAGAUCCGUUCUUAACCUGAAACUGUUCUUAACCUGAGGUAGCACUUUAGCUAAUGGGGCCUUCCGCUGCCGCCACACCGCCGCCGUGCGAUUUCCGUUCUCAUCCUGAAGCAAAGUUCUUAACCCGAGGUACUAUUUCUGGGUUAGCGGAGUCUGUAACCUGAAGUGUCUAUAACCCGAGGUACCACUGUACUAGAUUGUCAUAUUAAAUAAAACAUCUGUUGUGAUGGGCAGAGAGAAUGUGAGGGGAAAGCUUGUACAAUACAAAAACCUUGGGGGUGGGAGUAGGCACAAAAUGUUUUGUCUCUUGUGGAAUCUCAUUCCGCCAGGUGGGAGGAAUAGCCCUUGUGGACUGCCCAAUGUCAGGAGUAAAGAGUACACUUUUGACUUUGCUGUAAAAAAAAGAGUGCCCCAAUUCCAGAACUUAAUUGGCUUCAUUGGAAUUAAUGACAUCCAUGCACAUAUGAGAGAGAGUGAAGGGGUCCAUCUGUUACCCAGAUCAGUGCUCUCAGCUAUUGGACCUUGUUCCUAGCAAUGUGGCCUCAGCCUUUCAUCUACAUGGAUCCAUCCUUGGUUCUGUCCGUUGGUCAUGCAUAGUGUGACAGGCUCUUACGAUCUGCUUCCAUUGUAUGCUAAGGUCAACAGAAGUCUAGUUUACAUAGCUUAGUCCAGUUGCUCCCAACAUUCUGGCUCCACUCUGUUAUUACCCCCCUUUUCUGUUUCUUGGUUAGGUGUCCCCAUCCUGUCACAUUUGCAGGGAUGCUGGAAAUGGGAGUCUCCUACCUUCCUGUCAAUCAGAACUGGGAGAGGUACCUGGAUGAAGCUCAGGUCACUUAUGAAGAGCUGCAAAAGGAGAUGAAGAAAUCCUUGAUGAACCUAGCUGACAAUGCCUGCCAGCUGCUUCAUGAGGAAAGGUGGGGGUAUUAUCAUAAUCACUGUUACAGUGCACUGCUGCUUAAGCCAGAGCUUCAUAAUUGGUGAAGACCUGGUUCUCCAUUAAGCAGUGGCAGGAGAGAACACUAUGAAGCAGCAACAGAGCUGGAAGGAGGAUGCAUCACUCAACCCUCCCUCUGGUUGGGGUCCCAAUUGCAUGCUUGCUACAUCUCAGGGAAACUCAGCUGAGGAGGUAGACCAGGACAGAAGAUGAAAAGGGGAAAUGUGGAAGAUUUAGAAUGUACGCACAUCUGCCACAUCUCCCCCUCAUCUUUGCAGUUGGAGAACUGGGCUCUCAGACCACAGUUUCAGCUGACAUUUAGUUCUGGCAUUAAAAUCUGUAGUAUGCUUGGGGGUGGGGGUAGGGCAAUUCCCCUAAAAAAAGACUGCAAGGUUGAGAUAGAAUUGAGACUGCGGGUUUUGUGAAAUGCAAUACUGUUUCAUUAAGCAGACUACUACUUAGUAAAGGAAUUUGUUUGGCACAGUUUCAGCAGUGAGUGCUUCUAGAUAAACUGAGAAGUUGUUGCUAUGACAUGGUGGAGAAAAGCACCCUUUCAGCUCCUCUCCCUUGCUGUAAAUAAACAGGAGUUUGUAGACCAAGAUCUCACUGAUGGAAAUUGAAAAAAGUAUUCUUCAAAUUAACCUGUGGUGGUUGGUCUGAUGUAUCAAAACAGGUACAAAUGUGAUCCCUGGUUGUGGGAUCUAGAGUGGGAUCUCCAGGAAUUUAAGCAAAAGAAGAAGAAAAUUGGGAAGAAGAAGAAUGAAGAUAGUAAUGAUGAAUUGCCCAAAGCCGUGGAAAAAGCCUCCAUGCUAGAGUGGCAGGAAGGUAAGAGCAUCAUCAUAAUUGACUACUAGCUUGCUAGCACGCAGCUACUGUCUACUGGCAGUUGUAAUCUUUCUCUCCUAAAUCUUAAUCAGAGAGAGAGAGAAAGAAUAUACCUUAGAUGGAAUGAGAUCUUUUGUCUAUCUGGUUUAGCAUUGUCUGUACGGAUUGGCAAUAGCUCUCUUGGGUUCUUUCCAGCCGACCUGGUGACGCUAGGGGUUGAACCUGUUACCUCUUGGAUCCAAAGCAUGUAGUCUACCCUUGAUCCAGAUCCCUUCUGCUAAGCUGUCUUUGCAAUUGGGUAGGAGCAAGCAUCUUUUAAAAUCUUAUUUACGAGCCUGAAAUACGUACCUCAGCGUGUGUGUAUUGCAGGCAGAAUGUUUUGCAUCCAGCUCUCUAGUGAUUUCAAAGUACGAUAGUAUUACCAGAGAAUCUUAAAAAGUCCUGAGAUCCCAGAAGUGCUGUUUUAAAAAGGGUGUCUGUGGUGUUGCAUUUUUAUUUAUUUCUUAAUUACAGUCUUGGAGGAUAAAUAUGGAAUACACAGGUGUUUGGAGUGCAAUAUAGAGGCAGUGGAGGAACAUAAGAAGUAUGGAGUGUUACGGAGCUGACACAUUUCAGCAAGAAAACAUUUCUCUCCUGACCGUUAAAGUUACAUUUCUACUCUUCCCUAGGCUACUGUGCAUUAAACACUCAUGUAUUUGAAUUCCUCUUGGCCAUUAAGAGUUUUAGAAAUUUGCUAGCUGUCAAAUUCUGCAUUGGAUUAUAGGCUUUGCAGGCCACCAAAUAACUGUAUCCACGUAGAUUCUUAAGCCUUUUGAUGUAAUAUGUACUGUAGUUAUAAAACAGCCUUGUCAACAACUGUACUCAUUGAAAAAAUAAUUCCUUCCUGAUUUGUUGUAUCAUGGAAACAGAUCCGGGACCUCCAACUGAAGAGGAAGAACAGCAACUCCCUGAGAGCCGAUUGUGCUUGGACCGUCUGAAGGGGACUGUAGCUUUGCAGCCAAAGAGAAUUCAGCACCUGCCUGGCCAUCCAGGGUGCGUUACUAAAGGGAAGUUGUAGACAGUGACCUUCCUAGGACCUUUUGUUCAUCUCUUUGUCAGGAAGAAGGAUUCCAGUUUAGUCUUCUAAUAUGUUAGUUUUGUAUGUGCAUGGAUUUUUUUUAUAUGGAGCAUUUGCCCACGAGAGCCUCCACCUGUUAUCAAAAGUGUGCAGCUUAGACAUAGAUUUACCCACGUUCCUGAGAAGUAGACCUAUUUUACAGUUGGCAUUUAAAAAAGAGUAAAAUAAAUUGUUAACAUUCCUAUCAUGCUGAGUGGAUGUUUUUUGUCUAAAAGUUAGAACAGUUUGAUUUACAAGACGAUUGGUCAAACAACCACUUAUUUGUCUGAAUUAUUCCGUUUGCUGUGAACAUACAGAAUUCCGUUGGCAAGGUCACAGGCCUAUGUAGUAUAGUGAAGAUUACGGGUGGCUAACUUACAACCCAUAUCCAACCCUCACAAAAGUGUUUUAUGAUCCCCAAGUCUUCCCAAAUUCAGCCUCUUUUAAAAAUGAUUAAAUUUAAUAAUGAAUGAUGAAUAAUUAUUUUCAGUAGUGUAGAAUGGCUGGUGGGAAAGUCUCAGAAGGCAGCUUUUUGAAUGGGAGCUCUGGUCACACCCACUUUUUACACUGGCCACACCCAGUUUCACACGUAACCCCUCCCCCCAAGGGUUGGCCAUAAGCCAGUGCAGCCCUCAGCCUGAAAAAAGUUUACUACUGCUGCUAACGAAGCAUAGCAUUGUAGAAUGGAAGCCCCCCCCUAUAAUUAAUUUCCUGCAAUGAGACAUGCUUCUAUGUAUUCAAAUUGAGUCAGUGCCGUUCAGAUUAUAAUGUAUUGAGAAGAGAGUCAGCAACCAGAGUCUCCCAUUAGCAGCUCGAUUGGAAAAGUUCUCUACUUUAAAAAAGGAGCAGGCCACCUGGAAGCAUCAGUGACAGAGGAGGUAGCUUUUGUUAAACUGUGUAAAAUCAACUCUGACAGGAGAUGUAAUUAUUAUUUAAUGAUUUCCAUACAGCUCCUUGGUGAAGGCCUUUGAGCAAUUUGGUAUAAAAUUUAAUCUGAACAACCAAUUAUCUGACAUUAUUGAGGAAAGCUUUUUGUUGACUUUGUGGUCUACUCUCCCCUUGCAUAGGUGGUAUCGUAAGCUGUGCCAGAGACUGGAUGAUCCCAGCUGGGUGCCUGGGCCCAGCCUUAUCAGCCUUCAGAUGAGAGUGACCCCAAAGCUCAUGAGGCUCACCUGGGAUGGCUUUCCAUUGCACUACUCUGAGAAAUACGGCUGGGGUUACCUGGUGCCAGGGAGGAGUGACAACCUGCCAGAGGGGACUCCAGAUGCUGACUUGCCUACUUGCCCCUUCAGGUAAGAAGUGCAUUCUGGGGUGAAGAGAGCAACAAAGCUGCCAUGGUCUAUAAUUGUUGCUAGUAAUAAUAUUGUUUGAUGCAGUGCAAUCAGUGUAUGCAUUGCAUCAUACAGUCGCACAAAAAAGAGAGGUUCUUACCCUGAGGAGCUUAUAGUUUAAAAUUGCUGAGUUUGCAGUGGAAGGCAGCAAAAGAAGAGGUAGGACACAAAGGUAACAAAAGAGGGGAGAAUUGUUGAUUAUGCUUAGUGAAUAAAGCACUACUGGGUCUUUGCCCCCCAGAGCUAUACUUGGAACCCAAAAGAGGGGAGCAUUGUGAGAGGCAAGUUUUUAAAAAAGGAUGAAGGUGAGCAAAUGCAGUUGCACGCAUGGUUCUCCAGGAGAUUCACCUCCUUUCGUAGCCCAUUUGUUGUACCCUGCAGGUGUGAUGAUUUUAAUCUGCUUCCGACCUAAGCAGUUGCCUCCAAAGACAAGCAGAGAAAGUGCUCUCAGCAGGAGAGAGCUUCAUUUAUUCACUUUGGUACCUUUCAGGGACCGUCCAGGUGGAUUUUUAGGGUGUGUUCUGCAACAUAUAUUUAUGCAGUAGUUGUGGAUUUAUACUGGAUUGUCCACACAUCACUCCAUUUUAUUCAUUGUUCUGUGAUGCUUUCCAGUUCAAAGAAAGGGGGUGGGAAGAGUUCAGUUUUGAAAUCAGUGGCUAAAAUCAGUGCAAAAGGUUCAGUCUGCCAUCUUGAUUCAAAAUGACAUCCAGUUGUCUCCUGAAAUAGAUGAAAACAUACUCUUUGAUCUCAGGAGCUGUAAUGCAAAAUUUGCUUUUUUGAGCAGGCCCAAGGUAGAUGGUACUUCCUCAGGCUGCCUACAGCUGUGUCCCAUUCAGCUGCACUCAGCACACGCAAUUCUGGGUAUAGCAGAUUUGUUGAGCUUCCCAGGGGGUCCAAGAGAUGGGUAUAGGGGCCCCCACCACACACAGCUCUUUCUUCUUCCUCCUUUCCUCCUUGUCUUCUUUCAGCCCCACAGUGAAUUGCAGUGAGACGUAAGGAAUGUUCCCUAGCCCUGGAGAAUGACAUGUAAGAGCUAGGCCUUGUAAACCAGGGGUGGGGAACUUCAGGACUGGGGGACCAAAUUCCAGGCCUCUGUCUGGCCCUCCAGGCCACUCCAUCCUCCAGUUGUUUUGCUUGAGUGGAAUUUGUUCAUGAAUGGCAAUAGUGCCUCUUGCUUGUCUGGGUGUAGAAAUGUCGGCAUAGGAGCAUCUCACUUCUGUAUGGCUGAACUAUAGCCAAUUGCAAAAAGGAAAGCUAUUUUUAGGUCUGAUAUUUGCAAAUGAGUAAAGGUGUGAAGUGCUCAACAUCCUUCAAUGAAAAACUACUUUCAUUAAAGUGAGCAGGCCCAGUGCACCAAUCUCCUUGUCAGGUAACAUUCUUAUGGCAAAGUUUAGCAUUGCUUUGCAAAUGGGAUCAAGAAACAGGAUAAUUUGCUGAAUUCAGUGAAAGCAAAACUACUUUCCCCUUAACUGUAGGGUUAUUGAGCAUCUGUACCGGGAACACUGCAAGGAGAAAGGCAAAGAGCAACCUAUCUCACUGGACACCACGCUGGAAGAAGAGCUCAUGUUAACAGAAAAUAGCGCUUUCUGGCAUAAGGUACAAAUUGUGUGUCUCACAGCUGUGAUACAUGAUCAGUAGAAUUAUGUGGCGCAGUUCUUGCUAAACUGUACAAUUUCAGGUAGCUGGUAAAGGCAUUGCAUAAGUGAUUUUUCUCCAUAUUAAAAAGAAAACUCACCGGAUAAAGAAAGCUAGCAUGUCAAGGAUGAAGCUAAGCUAGGUUUCUACAUGCGAAGAGUUUUUGUUUUCCUCACUUGGGAAAGACCUUGGUCAGAUGGGGAUCAGGAAAAUGAGUAGAUGUGGGAGGGGAGAAUGAGCUUAGCUAUUAAAGAGAUCUCUUUCCCUCAUGCCAGGUUGAAGAGCUCAGCCGUGCGGAGAUGGAGAUGGAUUCAGAUCCUGUAACCAAGCAAUUUAGUGAGGUAAUGGUAUACCCCCUCGAGAGAAAAACAGUAAUUGAGGGAAAAUCGGUACUCAUGUAUUGCCUAAACCGGUGUGCUUUGAGUAGUGGAUCUUGAGACUGCUGGGCGAAAGCCUGAAUGAGGGGCUCGUCUGAUUGGGGAGGUAGUAGGAAGAGCGUUCCCCAAUGCCCCAAACCCUUUGUCUACUCCAGCAACCCUGAUGUUAGGUAUAAUGGGAGGGGAGGAACCAUAGCAAAUCGGUGGCAUCAAGCAUUGCAGAAUUUUGAAAGCAGCAUCAAGAGUUCCUAGAAAGAUUGAGAGGGAUUUAUUUCCACAACUUUUUGGUGACUGUUCCUUUUAAAUAUGACAGAGGUGGUUGAGACCUUUCUGGCAUGGAUGGUAAAAACAUCAUUCAGAUAUCUAAUCAAGAAUGCUUCUCUAAAACUUUUUGCUUUGCCUUUAUGAGGUGGGGCAUUCCUACAUCUUGAGUUGUCUAUUUUGUUUUCUUGUACAUCCUUGUACAUUCAGGUCCAACUAACCCUGCAUUGGUUUGCCAACAGGAUGAGCUGGACCAUUCAAAGAGUCAUCCUGAUUAUCACCAUGGCAAUGGUCCUUACAAUGAGGUCAAUAUCCCUGGGUGCUGGUUUUUCAGGCUACCUCACAAGGUGAGCAGGAAUUUCUUGUAUAUAGAAAUAAAUUGAUAAUUUUCUCAAGUUCAGUUAAUUGAACUUUAAAACCAGAAACUCAUUAAAGUAUAUAUGCAAUAAAGUGUCUGUGAUAUAUGGAGGAUGUUAAACACCAGACAGGGAAUAUUCCCCCACCCCCUUGAGUAUACACUAAUUUUUUACCACUUGAUUAUUUUUCUUUUUUCUAAUAUCCUUGUGGUGGUGGUGGGGGAAUAAGAGUGUAGUUAUGGUUUUAUAGACCUCUCAAAGCUAUGCACCUUUGCCACUGAAAUGAAGCCUCUUAUUAAAUUCUUUUGGAAAUGUAAUAUUUCUUUCCUGAAUAGAACAAAGUAUGUGCAAGAGGUGCCAAGUAUUCAAAUCAGCCUGGAAAAUGCAGUUUGUGAUCUAGAAGUCUUUAUCCCUAUUGCCAGAUGUUCUGAGUGGUGUUAAGGAUUGUUCCUUGGGAAAGGAAAUGCAUCCUACCCAUGCUCCAAGGCAUUGCUUCUUUAACAUUUCACAAGUGUUAAGGAGGUCAUAAUCCAGUUAUCGGAGUUGCUGCUGGUCAGAAUAGAAGCUGCUGGACUGGACCGUUAAGGGUUUCUGUAAGGCAGCUUCAUAUGUAGUAGGGAGGAGGGUUUUAUGCUGGCUAAUCCCGUUUUAUAACCGAUACCUUAAGCUAAAGCAAACUUCCAUCUCCUGCUGUUAAAAGGAUGGGAAUGAAAACAACGUUGGAAGCCCAUUUGCUAAGGAUUUCUUGCCCAAAAUGGAGGAUGGCACCCUGAAAGCUGGCAUAGGGGCCACAGAAGGGACACAAGCUCUUGAAAUCAACAAGAAGAUCUCCUUUUGGAGAAAUGCUCACAAAAGAAUCAGGUGAGGGGUGACUUCCUUUGAAUUAAAUUACCAGUCUGCAGAACUGCAGGACACUUUAAUCCCCGCUCCCAUGCUGUAUGGUGAUAAUUCAAGUUCUUCUUUCAGUACCAAGGUAAAUGUGCUUCUUGUGUCAUGAACCAUUCAGUUUGUAUACUUUACUCCAACCUUUAAAUUUUAAUCUUUGCAACAAGAGAGGAGUCCCUCCCCUGAGUCAUCUUCAAUUUGCUAAGUGCUAUGGGGAGGUAGGUUUUUGGGGUGUGUGUGCUUGGUAUAGUUCAGUCUUAUUACUGGGCUUGUUGAGCCCUGGAUAAAACGCUAGCUCAGCUCAAUUCUUCCUUUUAUGGCCUGCUAAGGGCUUGAGACUUGGUGUGGUCAGGCAAGGAGACAAGGACCAAUGCAAGACAUUAGUUCUUUAGCUUCUGCUGUUUGCUUUCUGAAGUUUGUUUCCCUUUUGUUUUGUCAGUUCCCAGAUGGUGGUGUGGUUGAAGAAAGGGGAGCUGCCUCGAUCUGUGACCAGGUACACAUACAGAGAUGUCAUUUUUUUCCUUUUAUUUCAGCCAAAUUUAGUUACCAAAGUGACUUACAACAACAACAACAAACAACACAAUAUAAUUUGGGAUGCGUUCACAAGUCUCUUCUGAUCUCUAGAAGUAGGUGGUGUGUCUAGGUUCCAAACUUCUGUUUUUCUGCUCUUUCUUCAAAGAUCUUCAGUCUUACAAAUCAGACUAGCAAGUUGCAAAGCUGGCUGCUCUCAGAAGCAGCGUUUUUGUUGAUUUCUGUUGUACUACCUCUCAGUUUUCCCUGUUCCUCCCUUUUCCAGCUCCUGCGGAAAAAUAGCAGCCCUGUUUUGCUAUCUGAUCUGUAUCACCUCCAGCUUUUGCUGCCUGUUGGUGGAGAAUCUUUUGAGCUCUCAGCAGACAGUUUCUGCACAUUCAGGCUGCUCUCCCCUGGCAAGUGUAAUGUGUAGCCAUGCUGUAAAUUAUCUGGACUGUGAAAGUAAAAGGAUUCUGUUUUGGGAGAGCAGCUGAUAUUCAAAGAAUCAUAGAAUGGUAGGGUUGGAAGGGACCACAAGGGCAAUCUAGUCCAGCCUCCUGAAAUACAGGAACCACAGUUAAAGAAUCCCUGACAGAUUGCCAUCCAUGUUUUUGCUAUUGGGCGUGGGAGGGGGGCUUUAUCCCAGAUACUGGAGUAAUUGCAGGAUACAUUUCUACUUCUGGCUCACAAAGGACUUGCCUGCUGAGUCUGGUUUAUUUAACCAGAUUUGCAUGCCACUUAUUCCAUAAGUCUGGAUGGGCUAGUAGUAUGACUUGGAAUAAGUUCUGCGUUCUCUCAAGAAUCUCCACCAGGUUAUUGGGUUUCAAGCAAAUGUCAGAGAUGUAUAUUACCUGAAGAGUAACAGCCAGUUAAGAGUGAUGAAUGUUCAUGAACAGCUGCUUAGCAGCUACUCCAGCAAAAUCUUUUAGAACCCUUCACCUCUGUAGGAUGUGUCGGUUUACCUGCAGUCUUAUCUGUUCCUGUCAAGUAGCUUGAUCACUAGCAAAGCUGGCUUCCUCAUGUUAUAUGAAAUGGGCUCGCCCUGAUGUUUCUGUAGGCACCCAGACUAUGACGAGGAGAAUAGCUAUGGAGCCAUCCUGCCACAGGUGGUAACUGCCGGGACAAUAACUCGUCGAGCUGUGGAGCCCACCUGGUUGACAGCCAGUAAUGCCAGAGUAUGUAUGGAUUUUCUAAUGCUUUUUAUGCUUACUGAGAGAGAGAAACUGAAAUACAGUUGCCCAAAGAUAUGUCCAUCCUGCUUUUCUUGUCCAUAAUGAGAAUUCCGGUCUAUAAGAAAUAGACACCUUUGGCUAAUUUACAGGAAUAGAGAAGCCAUUCUGGCAAACAUAAUUUAUCGGUUCGUUUAUUCAUUACUACAAAGUCCAAUUAGUUCAUUAGCUAUUUCGAUUUUUGGAGCAUUGAUUUCCAAUUACGAGCUCGGGCUAUCACUGCUGUAACUAGAAGAUUCUGUAAUAAUAUAUCCAUGAGCAGGAGAGUGCUGUUGCACUCUGGGCCUGCUUAGCCACUGUGUGAACACAGUGAUGGACUAGGUGGGUCUUUGGUUUGAUCUAGCAGGAAUCUUAUGUUCUCUGUGUCUUGCAGACUGACAGGGUGGGCAGUGAGUUGAAAGCUAUGGUCCAGGCCCCUUCUGGCUACCAUCUGGUUGGAGCUGAUGUGGAUUCCCAGGAACUUUGGAUAGCAGCUGUCUUGGGAGAAGCUCAUUUUGCUGGCAUGCAUGGUGAGCGUUUCCACUCACAACGGCCCUUCCCUGUCUGUUCCUUCAGCAGCUGAUAGUCAGGGGUAUACGAACUGCCUGGGAAUGUGAACGCUCUGUUUAGCUAUCAUAGCUAAUGCUGUGUUUUUGAAAUACAGUAUUUUACAGUACAGUCUGUAAACUACAUAUUAGAAAUUCCACUUUUUGCCUUCUUCAGACCAACAUAUCUCUUUAAAAUAAUUUAUAGGGGUCUAGAGACUACCAUAUAUUUGUGUCCUAAGCUCACUCAGCCAAGGAGGACAAAUGGCUGGCGGUUUAAUUCUUUAUUGACAAAAGCAGACACUUACAGAAGCUCCUAAGGUGCACAGAAUACACAUGCACACACACUUCUGGCAGCUACGUAGCUGGCAUUUUUUCCAAGCUUGUGCCCUGGCUGAACAGUUGGAGCAACAGUGGGGCAUCCCCCAGGGCUUAAGUACCCUUGUCCGACAGUGUGCAUUAUGGUAUCUAGGCAACCAUAAGGACUACAAACUUGUUUUUAAUUGACAUCUGAGGUUCUGAGCUCCAUUUUGUAUCCAGUGCCAUAUUUUGUUCCUGUACAGAAUUACGGAGAUACACCUGGCCCCAUUUCACUCCAAGGUCUCUUUUAUCACACCCUCUUCAAGACCACACUAACCCCUUCUUUCUCCACCAAAGGCAGCACGGCUUUUGGCUGGAUGACCCUUCAGGGGAAGAAGAGCAAUGCCACAGACUUGCACAGCAAGACGGCCUCCACAGUGGGGAUCAGCCGAGAACAUGCCAAAGUGUUCAACUAUGGGCGCAUCUAUGGGGCAGGGCAGCCCUUUGCAGAGCGCCUCCUCAUGCAGUUCAACCAUCGCCUGACACAGCAACAGGCCAGUGAAAAGGCUCGCCAGUUGUAUGUUGCUACAAAAGGGAUUCGGCGGUAAGAGCCCACCUCUGAUUGGAUAGUAUCAUGUUCAUGCUCUGUAGUAAUUUCUGCAACCUUGAUUUAAAAAAAACCUUUGAUUAAUUAAAACAACUCAUUGUAAUUGGGCAGUGUAUUUUUUAAACAACAAAAAAGUGAUUAAAAAUACUACUGCCUGCAGUUUUUAUAUCUGGAAAGAACCAUUCCGUCUCAUUGAGGGAAAUGGCUCUUCUCUGGUGGUGCCUUAGGGUAAGUCCAGUCUCAUUAGUAUUUCCCUUGUCUUUGAGAAUGUCAGUGAACAUAGCGAUGGUCAAGUAGACAUUGCAUACUUGGACUUUCAAACAGCUUUCGGUGCAGUAUGGGAUAAGAGGACAGGUCCUCUUGUGGAGCAGUCACUGGUUAAAGAAUAGGAAGCAGAGCUUGGAAAUGAAUGGACAGUUCUCAGAAUGGAGAGAUGUAGAAAGUGGAGUCCCCCCAAGAAUUGGUACUGGGACCUGCGCUUUUGUUCAUAAAUGAUCUGGAAUUAGAAGUAAGCAGUGGGGAGGCCAAGUUUGCUAAUGACAACAACUUUUUCAGGAUAAGAGGAUAUUGUGUGAGGAGAGUGGGGAUGUUUCUUUCCCAGAUCAUGUGACUUAGCUCUAAAAAGUUUACCCCCAAGGCUAUUUGCUCACUCUAAGUUCCUGUUUGGCUCCAACUUGAACUAUUGCCUGAACUGCCAUGCUGAAGGUCCUACUUAGUUUGGACUUUGGGGGUGUUUUGUGUUGGCAGUUUUGGGUCCCUCCCAACUCCUGUGGUUUCUUAUUCCAUUCUCCUCUUGCAGCUGCUAUCUGUCCGAGGAAGGGGAAUGGCUGGUGAAAGAGCUUGGCAUCCCCGUAGAAAGGGAAGAGGAUGGUUCUGUGUCCCUGGAAGAUGUGCGGAAGAUAAAGAGAGAAGCAGGGAAAUGGUAAGGUGUUUUCUACUGAAACGUUAUGCUUGAGCUAAGCCAGGGCUGUUGGCACUAAAGUAAAAUAAAACUUUUUUAAAAAUCAAAAUUCUGUGCCAUGGUCAUCUAAACUCCAUACCACAAAAAUCUACAGUGGUACCUCGGGUUAAGAACUUAAUUCAUUUUGGAGGUCUGUUCUUAACCUGAAACUGUUCUUAACCUGAAGCACCACUUUAGCUAAUGGGGCCUCCCGCUGCCGCUGCGUGAUUUCUGUUCUCAUCCUGAAGCAAAGUUCUUAACCAGAGGUACUAUUUCUGGGUUAGUGGAGUCUGUAACCUGAAGCGUCUGUUACCCGAGGUACCACUGUACAUGCUUCUGCUCCAUUUUACUCAGUUCCUUCUCCUGCUGGUCACAAAGGCAAAAGGUUAUGUGGGCCAAUGAAGCCUGGCCACUGGAAAAAUUAUUUAGCCAUCCUUGUGGCUUCUGAGUAUCACCAAGCACUCUUAGCCAAAGGGUAACAAAUGUGUUUUGGAAAAUGGAAAUCCUUGAGAAGCUGAAGCCUAUCCCUCCUAUCACCACAUAAUGUCCUCCCCGCCCCCCGUGGUGGGGUGGCAUAUGUGCUGUAGCCAUUCAGUCCUCCUUUGGAUUUCAGAAAAGUGUCUGGUGCUUUGCAGGUUUAUGUGAUACCAUAACACAACUGGGUUGUGAACAGCCAUGGCCUUUUCUCCAGAAGAUGAUGAACUUUUAGAGAUAAUUUUUGACGUUCUCUCUUACUAAAGGAGAGUAACCCAAAACAGAUUAUCUGUUCCCAUUCAUGGUCAAGGCACAGUUUCUGCAGAUUACCAUAUUUUUUGCUCUAUAAGACACACCAAGUUUUUGGAGGAGGAAAACAGGAAAAAAAAUAUUCAGAAUCCCAGAAGCCAGAACAGCAAGAGGAAUCUGGCUUCUGAGAUAGCCUCUUACCGUUCUGGCUUCUGGGAUAGCCAUGCAAAGCCUCUUCAGGGCAGAGGGAUGAAGGCUCCCCCAAGAGCCACGCUCCCUUUAAAGAGUGCAUGGAGCGUGUGUGCGGCUCUUGGGGGCUUUUCCCUGAGGAGGGAGAAGGGCAGCCCUUUUUCGGGGGGAAAGCCCCCAAGAGCCGCACACACGCUCCACGGGGCUCUUUAAAGGGAGCGCUGAGCAGAGCCUCCCGCCUGCAUUCGCUCCAUAAGACGCACACACAUUUCCCCUUACUUAUAGAGCGAAAAAUACGGUAGGCAAGCUUGAAGCAUCCAUAGGGAGGAGUCCCUCCCUCUGCCCCACCCCCUGCCUGCUAGAGACAAUGCAUUUAUCUGAGCAGCUUGAUCACUGGGCUUUAAUGCCUUGCUUUUGAUUAACUUGAUUUUUUCUUUCUCCACUCUAAGCACUUAGUGGUACAGGACCCAGGGUUUAUAUUUUGGGUGGUGGCUUUAAUUUGUGAGGCCUACAAGUAGAGACUGCUACAAAACUUCUGCAAUGUAGGUGGGAGAAAGAGAGAUGUCUAAUGGAGAAGAAAUAGGUGGGCUGGAGUUCCAGCUGCAUUUUCCAUGCUGCAGAGAAAAAUGUCAGGAAGCGGGUAGCUGGUGACGGAGUAAGCACAAUCCAUGCACCCUGGUACCUGCACCUUGACAAAUCCCUAAACAGAAGUCUGUUGCUGAAUGACUUGUUCAGCUCUUAUGUUCUUCAUAUUGCAGGUCUCGAAGGAAAAAGUGGGAUGUGGUGAACCGACGAGUGUGGGCCAGUGGGACAGAGUCUGAAAUGUUCAAUAAACUGGAAAGCAUUGCCAUGUCAGAAUCUCCUCGCACCCCUGUGCUGGGCUGCCACAUCAGCAGAGCAUUGGAGCCAGCUGCUGUCAAGGGCGAGGUGAGAGGGAACCCUCUUGACUCUGACCUCUUGACUCUGAAUUCCAGCCCUUGCUUCAUUACAGUGUGUUUUGGUGGCAGCAGUAAUUUGCCCAGCUUGCAUUGCGAGGGUUUUCACUGGAAAGGUGGUAUUAGGUGAAUGGGAAAGGAAAGAUGGAGGUAUCUAGCCAAUGACCAGCAACACGUAGGAACAGUAUUUCAUUUAAAUUCUCCAGCUGCCUGUAUGAAGCAGAGCAUGCAGCUAAAACUCUUGCUGUUGGGCGUUUUUCCAUGGUGUGCUUCAUGCCACACAGAGCACGCCAAUAUUCAUGUACAUGUGAUUGUCCAUGCUGAAGGCGGGGGGUGGGGUGCAUUCCUUUCCAGGUCUAUGAUUGUGGAGAAAGGCUGAGAAUGAUUCUGGCAGCCUUCCCAAGAAGAGCAAGAGCUGUAAUGCGGGAUUUCACUGCCUGCAGUGAGUAAAAAUCACCACUAGACAACCAGGCAGGGGAGAUCUACAAGGGUUAGUAAUUUAUUACAUAACAACAACAAAAAAGCAACACGUAUUUGCAGGAGGUUGGAUAGUAGAAAUUGUACACCUAGUAUUGUAAGUCUUAAAAGUUACAGUGGUACCUCUAGUUACGAACUUAAUUCGUUCCGGAGAUCCGUUCUUAACCUGAAACUGUUCUUAACCAGAGGCGUGCUUUCGCUAAUGGGGCCUCUUGCUGCUGCUGCGCCGCUGGCACACGAUUUCCGUUCUCAUCCUGGGGCAAAGUUCUCAACUCGAGGUAACUCUUCCAGAUUAGCGGAAUUUGUAACCUGAAGCGUUUAUAACCUGAGGUGUUUGUAACUCGAGGUACCACUGUAUUUGCAAGGUGGUUGUGCGUUUUGGUUAUCUGUAGGUAGCGUAGCAAGCUAUGCCGUGGAUUAAGUGUUUGCAACAAGUUGUCUUUUCCAUGCCAAGUGCUUUCAUUGUAUCUCUAUGAGCAGUGCAAGCUCCAAGCCACCUUAAAAAUGUGUUUGGCAAAUUCAUAUAUUGUGCAGUAAAGAUCAGGGCUCAAUAGUUUUCAGUGGUUGUGUACAUUGAUAUGCUGGUCAUGCCUUUCAAGAUGCAGGCAGCCAACAAGAAAAGCAAGAGGUUUACAAUAGAAAACAGUAUCUCUCUCUUCCAGUUUAUAACCAGCAGAAUAAACUGGGUGGUCCAGAGCUCGGCUGUAGAUUACCUGCACCUGAUGCUUGUGUCAAUGAAAUGGCUCCUUGAGGAGUUCAGCAUUGAUGGGCGGUUCUGUAUCAGCAUCCAUGACGAAGUGCGAUACCUGGUGCAAAGUGAGGAUCGCUACCGGGCAGCUCUCGCCCUGCAGAUCACGAACCUCCUUACACGGUAAGCACCAUUUUUGUCAUGGCAUUCCACAGGCCAAUGUUCAGGAUAUCUGUUCAGCUGGAAAAUAAGGGAUUGCCUGAGAGAUUUCUUAUAAUACUAGCCUAUCUUCCAUGGCUGAGAGCAAAUGUAUGAAGCACUUGGGAAAGCAACUACAUAGAGAAGGCAUAGUAUCAAAUUUGGGGUUGUGGGACUCUCCAAAUCCUUGCAAUAAAUACUUUCUCUGGGUUGAGUGAACGAGGUGUCCAUCUCCACCUGGGAGAUAUGAGGAACCACAUGACCAGCUUUUAUAGACUAUCCUCCACUGGUGUGUCACUCCUGUCCUUGCCUCAUGUUCCUGUGAGUUCUGGCUGGGGAAAAAGCGCUGACUGUCCGAGGCAUUAUGCCUCUGAGUAUCAGCUGCUGGCAAUCACAAGUAGAGAGAGCACUACUGCACUCAGAUGAGUUCGGGUUUGUUUGUUUGUCUUUAAAAAAGAAAAAUAAUUGUAAAAUCAUGUGAGGAUUUGGGCCUGUAGUUGAUGUGAUAACUGAAAGCUGACACCUUUCAGAAGAAUUUCCUAAAUUCUGUACUACUUGCAUUGCUUGUAUUUUCAGGUGCAUGUUUUCAUAUAAACUGGGUAUUCAAGAUCUGCCUCAGUCAGUGGCCUUCUUUAGUGCUGUGGACAUUGAUCGGUGCUUAAGGAAAGAGGUGACGAUGGAUUGUGUCACUCCAUCUAACCCAACAGGGAUGGAAAGAAGAUACAAUAUUCCUCAGGGUGAGUAUUGUGCCACUUUCUUAAUGCUAGAGAAGCUAGCACCUCCUUUUCUCACAGAAAUAUUAUCUGAAUCCUGUUGUGCUACUACUGAAUAAUAAAUAAUCUAUGUCUACUCAUUGGAAUAGCCAUAUAAACCAGGAGCGCCAUAUAUAUUGAUCCACUUUGCAUAUAACACUAAGCCAAACCAUGGUUCAGCACCAAUGAGUGAGUUCCUGGAAUGAAGAUCAUAGUUGCUGUCCUACUUCCCAGCAAAGGGUAGCUUGUCUCAUUAUGGAUGAACCAGUUUGUCUAGAGUGAGGCAAACCACAAGACUGGCUUCAGAUGCAAUGCGGGAAGCACAGCAGCAAGACUGGCAUGAGCACAACAGCCAUGAUCUGCACUAUGGGAACCCAUGACUGUUCAUUUGCACUAAGCCAUGGUUUUAUGUGCUAACUAGACCAUCCCCAGUGUAUGGUUUUGGCCAAAAACUUGUUGAACUGGAAGGCUUUAAAAGCACAUUUACAAGGCUUUGCUUGGAUCUCCUUUCUCCAGAAUUUGUCCUCGGAGUGAGUCCAGGAGCCAGGCUUGCACUUGCAUGUUCCCUUCGCCAUAGGAAGAAGAGUGACAAAAUAGAUCCCUAUCUGCUUCUGUAGCACUGGGGCUGCCACUCCUGCUUGUGUUGCUCUGCUACCCCUCUUGUUUACACAAGCACCAUCACUGUUGCAAGGCUCAUUUCCUUAAUGACAAGCAGCCCUCAUUCAGCCAGGCCACUCACUCAUUUGGAUCUCGGGCUUCCUUGUUUUGUGUGUGUGUGUGUGUGUGUGCACAUGCAAGCAGGCAUCGACAACACAGGGAACAUGGGAAGGCCUUCCUGGGCCACCUGCCUGCUCACUCACCUCACCUGCUGUUGUCAUGUUGUUUGUGUUGCUGCCACAAGAACUGAGUAUGAUAACACCUUACAUUGUUGUGCAUGUAGAAAAACAGCCCUAUUACCCAGCAGAAAACCUCACUCAAUUCACUGACACUUAUACUUGGGUAAGUAUGCACAGCAGCCUUAGUUUCCCACAGAAAGGAGAGAAUCCAUCUUCACAAUAACUGUGGGAUGUCCCAGUCAGUCUGUUUCUUUGCCCAAUGUAACAUUUUAUUAUGCUUUGAUACAUUUGCACAGGGAAGGCGUUCUGCAACAUCUGGCUUUCCCAUAUUGCUUGUUCUCACUCCAUCAGCUCUAGGCUUGUUAUCCAGCCACUGACUGGAAAUAGUGCAAAGGUACAGUGUAAAAAACAGAGUGCUUACAAACACUUCAAGAUGAAAUCUUGUCUCACAAGUAGUAAUUAUGCUCAGCACUUAACAUAAUCACUUUUUAAUUGGCAUGAAUUAAUGAGUGUUUAGACAACUUAUAACUAAAGCUUGUUAAUUAUUGAGCUGCAAUGGCAAUUUUGUUGCAACUAUGACAGCUUGAGAAGACACCACUGCAGGAGAAGGGUUCGUGUAUUUUAUUAAAUUAAGCUCUGGCAGGAAUGCUUUAAAGCAAAUCUUUUAGGGAAAAUGCAUUUUAGAAAAAUGGCAGUCAGUCCUAGAUUGGGGAAUAUUCUCCACCAUUCUCUUGUAAUAUCAGUAGUUUUGGAAUAAACAGUGUGUUGAUUACUUGUUCUAUUCCCUUCCCAGCUUGCUAGCUAUUUGAAGAUCAACAAGUAGAUCUCAAAGUGGUUUUCAGUAUCUGUUGUGUGGCUGGGGGGUGUAAACAUGACUUAUUUAAUUUCUUUCAGGUGAUGCUCUUGAUAUAUAUCAACUUCUCAAAAUAACCAAAGGGUCAUUGCAGAAACAAAAAUAGGGUGCAAGACUUCAACUGAUGGGAAACCUACCAGCUCAGUGGAUCCUCCCAGAAGCAGCUUAAGCAAGGAGACCUGCCCACUCCCUGUGAUUUGCGCUUUUUCACUGAGAAGAGGGAGAAGACUUCGGGGCUAUCAUUAAAACAGGCUACAGCUGCAAAGGUGAAUCACUGACAGAACAUCCAGACAGGGCCAGGAGGACAGAUUGCACUUUAACUGGGCUGUGCCAGGAUGGUUAUUCAGUAGCCUGUUGUGGUACAAGCAUUCAGAGAAUUGCAUGUCAUUCGUAUGGCAAGCAGAAACCUAAUUAAAGCCCAUCUUAAAAAUGAGACCUUCAUCUUUCUCCAUUAAUGCUUCGCAGGGCAAGCAGAACCAAGCUACAGUAGUCACUUGGGAAUGACCAAGGCAGCUCUUAUUUUUUACGUCGCCUCUUAGUUUUGGGUUCCUGGCUGGUGUUGGAUUGGGUAGAUGCAGUGCUCUAAAAGAGAUGAAAACAGGCUAUUAGUAAAUGCGCCAAAGGAGUCCUGAGUUACUGAAACACAAUUUUAAAACCUGCUGUUUAAAGCAAUUUUUACUCUGAAAAACACCUCUGAAAAUUAACUUCUGCUAGAAAAGUGUCAUGUUCUUCAUUUUUGUCAUCUCAUUAGCAUUCAUGUGUCUUCCUCACCCCCACAGAGGCUGCUGAGACUCAGUGGUGAAAUUGAGUAGUCAGGAUGAUGCAAAGGGAUAUUCCCCACACUUCAAAACAAGUUGCCAUUGUACAGAAAUGGGUAUUUACCAUUAGCAUACAACUGACUAAGCUUCAUAUGAAUUUCAUAGAAGGCACUUUGGAAGUACAGAUUUACAUUUAUAUUGGCAGAAAAUAGAUUGCAUCUUUUUAGAAUGUCUACUACUGACCUGGUCGUUGGCUGGCUCAUUCUCCCUAUCUUCAGCAUUUUGUUCCUGUAGAGCGUUCUCCAAAGUAGACACAUUGAUACGGAAGUCCCGGGAGGUGCUCAGUUUCAUAUAUUGCAUCAGGUUGACCUGCAGCAAGCAGCCCAAGGGGUAGUCAGAGUGAAAGCUUGCACCACCUAUAGGCAUAGCUUAUGAAAACUUAAAUGUAGAAGCAAAAAAAACCCAAGUUUAUCCACAACUUUUCAUCACAAGUUACCUCAAAGCCAUUUACAUACUGAAAAUUACAGAACACAAAUAGUAAGAUAUCAGUAGUAAAAAUCACAGUGUCAAGGCUCAAAAAGUUAGUGAAAACAUGUACUUUUUUGUGCCAAAAGUGACUCAGACCAUACCGAAUCAAUAUCAUAAAUAUUGGAUACAUAAAGGAGCAGGUGUCCCUUAUUCUAAGAUCUAUAUCCCUGAUGAACAGCACUUUGAAGCACAGAAGGUAUUUGUCUAUUUACAGAAAAGAUUACUAAUUAUUACAAACAUUACUUUUAUUCUUUUUGUCUGUAUUCCUUGCAAACGGUAGACACAGGCCUUUCUGGGUUUCAUCUUGGGUUCUAACAGACGUGACUCAUUGCACCAAAGUAUUUGAUAAAGAUUACCAAUUACAUAUACAAAAUGUAUCUGAUAAAUGAGUAGUCUAUUCAGCAAGGACAGUCCUUCAUUUGAACUGCUUAGCUUUUUAAGUGUCAAUAAAAAUAAUAAUUCAAUUUC